This is a messenger RNA of Coccidioides immitis RS, 729 nucleotides long. RefSeq lists its product as uncharacterized. Lineage: Eukaryota; Fungi; Ascomycota; Eurotiomycetes; Onygenales; Onygenaceae. Gene Ontology annotation, molecular function: acyltransferase activity, transferring groups other than amino-acyl groups. The transcript has a single exon. Bases 1 to 729 code for a protein of 242 amino acids. The record is from RefSeq and is a predicted model, not a curated record.
AUGAAUCCCAAAACAGCUACCGUGGUCCGAGUUCCGCCGGGGACUAACAUUUCCCCCCCGACCCUCGCAGUGCUAAGCCAAAACUUCCGAAAAGCUCGUCUGGCCGCUCUCCAGGCUGAUCCAUCAGCAUUUUCCUCGAGUUAUGAACGAGAAAGCCAAUUUGACGAUGCGGCGUGGGCUCGGCGGCUGCAAAACCCAUUGGCCCAGACUUUCGUGGCGCUUGCUAAAAAUAGGACGUCGCCGGCAGAGGGUUGUGAGGAUGAUCACAUUGACGAUGAUCUAAAGCUCCUCUCAGAUCAUCCAUGGGUGGGAAUGGUUGUUCUUCUGGGCCCUCGGGCGCUUGCAGCGGAUGGAUCUGAAUCAGCUUCCCCAUGGAAAGUAUUUUCUUCGAUGGGGCCAUCUUCGACUUUGGACAUGUCUUCGCUCGUUAGUGGGGAGGCGGCGUACUUUGCCGCAUCGAUGUUUGUUUUGCCAGAAGCACGGAAACAAGGGAUUGGCCGCAGGCUCGUGGUCAAAAGUGUGGAGACAGUUGGAAAGGAUGCUAUGAAUUUUGGGGCCCGGAAGGUCAAUAUCAGUCUUUUAGUGUCUGCAAAUAAUGCACCUGCGAUCAGUUUGUAUCAGAGUUGUGGGUUUGAAGCCUUGGAGGGAGCGCCACAAAUAGAGGAGCUGCAGGAAAAGGACCUUGUGACUGUCGCAAUGGCAAAGACCACUGAACUUGUGACUAUCUAA